Messenger RNA from Rattus norvegicus (Norway rat), 6997 nucleotides. RefSeq names its product RAB22A, member RAS oncogene family (gene Rab22a). The coding region runs from base 258 to 842 and encodes 194 amino acids. NCBI's taxonomy places the organism in Eukaryota, Metazoa, Chordata, Mammalia, Rodentia, Muridae. Gene Ontology annotation, cellular component: cytoplasmic vesicle; phagocytic vesicle membrane; early endosome. The transcript has 7 exons. The record is from RefSeq and is marked validated. Gene Ontology annotation, molecular function: GTPase activity; G protein activity; GTP binding.
AGGUGACCCAGCUGGCGUCCCAAGAUGGCGGCGUCGGUGGCGCCCGGUAGGCCAAGGCGGUGUCCGGGCUGUUGAGGUGACUCCGCGGGACAAGUGACGGGUCGGCCGGACCGAAGGGCGGCGGCGGACACACGGCCGCCCGGAGUGCGCAGCAGGGACUUGGCGAGGCAGCGGCGCCGGGGGAUGCUGGUGCUGGGCCGGGCCUCUCCCUCCUCAACUUAGGGCGGCGGCGGGCCCGCACCCCUGGUUCCCGGGCCAUGGCGCUGAGGGAACUUAAAGUGUGCCUACUUGGGGACACGGGUGUGGGUAAAUCAAGCAUCGUGUGGCGGUUUGUGGAAGACAGCUUUGACCCGAAUAUCAAUCCAACCAUAGGGGCAUCUUUUAUGACCAAGACUGUCCAGUACCAAAAUGAGCUACAUAAAUUCCUAAUCUGGGAUACAGCUGGACAAGAACGAUUCCGCGCGUUGGCACCCAUGUACUACCGAGGGUCAGCAGCAGCCAUCAUCGUCUAUGACAUCACAAAAGAAGAGACGUUCUCAACUUUGAAGAACUGGGUGAGAGAGCUCCGUCAGCACGGCCCCCCUAGCAUUGUUGUUGCCAUUGCAGGGAACAAGUGCGAUCUUACUGAUGUCAGAGAAGUCAUGGAGAGAGAUGCCAAGGACUACGCCGAUUCCAUUCAUGCCAUCUUUGUAGAAACCAGCGCAAAAAAUGCAAUAAACAUAAAUGAACUCUUUAUAGAAAUUAGUCGAAGACUUCCAUCCACUGACGCCAGCCCGGCAUCUGGCGGCAAGGGCUUCAAACUCCGAAGACAGCCGUCGGAGCCAAAGCGUAGCUGCUGCUGACCACCCAGGGCCUGACCUGGACGAAGAAGCGGGUGGACCUGGAUGCUGCAGGAGAGCCGUGCCCUGCCACUGCCUCUGCCGCCCGCCGCCUCAUGCUCUUUAUGCAAUAAGGACUCAGAGAACCGUCUGUGUGGUUCUCUUGGAAGACUGCAGCAGGUGUCUCUGUCUGCAGACUAUGACGGUGGACUCCGGCUGGCAUGCAGAGGGACCAUGCUCGUCCCCGGCUGUUUACCUAGCUGGAAGGAGCGUCUGAUGCCUGGGUGGUAGGACUGCAAUGCUGGGGCUUUGGUAAUCAGGAUUCAUGUAUCAUUGUAAAGGGAAACAAGCACUUUCACGGAUCUUAAGGGAAAGGCUUAGAGAUGGUCGUCUCCUUGGUCCUCAUCUCUAGUGUCAGAGUCGUGUCAUUUAGCUGUGGGAAGUGAUCACAAGUAGAUGGGUGGAUGUCCCUGGGACAGUUCUCACCGUCUCUAAAGCACUUUGACGCACAGUAGACUCACGCAGGCCGCCAUUGCUGCGGCUGCUGGUUCACCUUUGGUUUGCUUCUGACCCUGUAUGUGUCAGAGCCCGCCGUGCACAUUAGCUCUGGCCACCUUUCUACAUAAGCUCUCCUGGUCCAGGCCAUGGGGUGGACAGGCUGCCUGGAGCCAGCAGAGUUGCAUGUACCUAAACUGAUGAGCAGUGGUUUAUAAAGAAGAGGAGAGGACAGGACAAAGCAAAUGAGUCUUUUGGUGGGAUGGGUUUUGUUUCUGGUUUUUGCCCAGUUUGUUUUGGUGGGAAAAACAACUGUGCUGCCUGGCAUAUGUAAAUUUGUAGUCUAUAUUUAUGAUACCAUUGCUUAAAAUUAUAAAUUAUGUAAAUACAUUAAUAACUUCUGAGUUCCCUUCAGUACUCAUUUAGUCCUGUGCCCAGUCUCCUGUGUGCCCACCCGUUUUUCAGCCUAUCCCACAGGAAACUCUGAAGCCCCAUUUACCUUGUGUAGAAGAAGCAUGGAGCACUUAGCUCGAAGCUUCCUUCCUCCUCCCCUCACCGUCUGCAUCCCAUCUGGAAAUGGUAAUAAAGACAUAUGCCUUCCUGACAAGCCUGACUAGUCCUUCCUGCCUGGGGCCAGAGUGAGCCCAGCACCCGUCCGUCCCUCCGUCAUGCACCUAGGGCCAGAGUGAGCCUCUCUUAGCUCCUCCAGAGAGCUUGGACCAACUGUUUUAAGAGUGCUUUGCUUAUUAACAGCCCGGCUCACCCUCCCUCCUUUAUUUUCUCUUGCUUCUGUUAGUACUGCACACUCUUUUCCCUCAGGAGCCUGAUGAGGGUUUAAUAUAAUCUAAAAUAAAGCAGCCAAGUGAAGCUGCUGGAGAUCUGUUCCUGGCCUGAUUUGGCUCCCUUCCAGCCCGCGUAUUGUAAGGGAAGGACAUUUACAAGAUUAAAUAGGAAAUGAAACAGCUUGAAUUUCAAACCAAAUUGUGUUUUCAGAGCUGUCCUUAACUGAACAGUCAAAACUUUUAAAAACAAUUGUUACUAGUUUAUGCCCCUUCCCCAUAUGCGUAAAAUGGAGACGGUUUAACAGAGUGGCAACCCAGGUGACACUAGACCUGAGCGAGGCCUUGUAACCAUCUCAAGUUGCCUAUCAUUACCAAAGUCAGACUUUGGCUCAUGUGGACAAGGCUGCCCUCUGCGCAUCCAAUGGCUGCUCUCUUCUGCAGCUCCUGGCCCCUACUGCCUUCCCUCAUGUGUCACACAAAGGGAAUGACUGGCCACGGCUUCUUGUCUAUUUGACAGGAUGAGAAGCAUAGACUCUGUGUUCAUGUCUUCCGCACCCUCUCUGUCACCAGCCUUCUCUAGAAACAGGGUUGUCCUGCUUAUGAUACUGUGCUGUAGUCAGUGACAGCAGACUUUCGUCAGGGUGAGCACAGGGAGCGUCCUAUUCGGUGAGCGUCACUCCCUCCUCUUCCCCCCCCUCCUCCUCCCCUCUUCCUCCCCCCUUCCUCCUCUCCCCCUCCUCCUCCUUCAGAAUGCAUAUGAAAAUGCACUCACAGUGCUUUUUGACCACAUUUUAGAUGAAGCAGGAAUCUAUUAUACAUUCCUUAUUUCCCUGGCUGUUUCUUAAGAGAAAUAGCCUCACUCCAAAGGCGUCAAGACAUGGCCCCUCCCUAAAAAUCUUUGGUUCCCUUGUGACGCAGGGCCAUUUUUUAAAACUUUGAAGAAUGAACGGAAGGGAAGCUCUUUAAUUAACUGCCGGUGUGUAUUGAUCUCUCUCAGAGGAGCUGGAAUAAGCCCCUCGCAGGUGUCCGGUCCGAGGAACCACUGUCUCUCCACGUCUCCCUCUACAUAAGUGUUUUUCUGAUUCCGCGAUAACUAAUUAACCAUCAUUUGGUGAUUAAAGGAACAUAGUGGGAGAGCCUGAUUAAGUGUCCUUCAGUGUAAACUCUGAGAAGUGAUUGGGAGGAGUACCUACUACAAGCCCUUCUGCCUCCCAGUGAAACGCCGUCCGUCCGUCCGCCGCCCGCCUGUCAGCUGCCUCCAAGACAAGUGCUGGACAUGGGAGCUGAGAGCUUUAUUCCUCUUAAAACAACCCAGUCCUUGCUCCCAUCGAUGAUGGCGUUUGAAGUGUCCGCCUCCUCUCAUUGUGCUCCUGUCCCUUAACUGCCUACCCAGGUCAGAGCUUGAGAUUUUCUUAUGAGAGGCUUGACUACUUGAAGAGGCCGGCAUCCUUGUUGAGAUUAGCUGCCCUGUGGAAUUUUUAAUAGAUGAAAGGGAGGGAGGGAGCCUUUAAUUUUAGGACUUCUCUGUAAGUCUCAUAUGUAUUCCUUGUCUCCAGGAGGAAAAUAGGUUCGGGGUCUUUCUAAAGCUCUAAGAGACAGAGUACUGAAGAUGUUUUGUAGUAAGUAGCUGUCUCUUGGCACCCCGGGCUGCCAGACCAGAGGGCCUGGUGCUAUAUUUCAAGGGUUCCAUGUUUGGAUGGGUGGGUUUGGUUUGGGGUACACUGCAUGCCAGCACAUCAGCCUCCACAUCCCAGAAGGCAACGGUUCAUUGCCUUCUGUCUCUUUCUGCUGCAAAGACAUUGAUGGGGCACAGCUCAGCAUGUCUUCAUACACAUCCUUUCAGAAUCCACAGAGACCCCCGUGUGUCUGUAAGACCCUGCAGGAGUCAGGAAAGAAGCCUUACCUGGGACCCCUAAGCCAACCUGCAACCUGCUUCAGAACAUGGCUGCCAAAGAGGCUGGCUUUUAUCAUUAAACUUAGCAGGCUGUCACCUUGACCAGUGAGCACAGAAUGACCGUGGGAGCUAGCUCCCGGAAGUCUUCACUUAAACUUGUUCUGAAGGGACAAGCAACAUACUCAUCAGUUGUUUGAUUUCAAGACAUGUUCCACCUCUUAACAGCUCAUCUGUUUCUAAGGAAUAAAUGGGGUGUACCUUCAGGAUUCAAGGUGUCAACUACAUCUUGCUUGGUCUCCUUGACUUCUCAAAAAAAAGGCCAAUGAUGCCAAACAUUGGGGUUGGCAUCUGCUAUGAAGGCUGGUAACACAUGUUCCAUCCCUGGGUCCUAUGUAAUGGAAGGAGAAGAAUUCCACAGGUCGUCCUCUGAUACACACACACACACACACACACACACACACACACACACACCCCACCACACCACAUCAGUAAAUGUCAUAGUUUUUAAAAAAAGUAUUCUGAACAUCAGAGCAGGGAGAGCAUAAACAGAGCACCAUGCAGCUUUAGAAAAGGAGGGUCAGAUAGAAUUUAGCCCGAGACUCAGAGGGAUGACCUCAGUGAAUUUCCCGUGGCAGCAGAAAGGCUUGUCUCGACUUCCAGUAAUAGAAAACCGGGCAAUUUGAUUAUCUGAUUUUCGAGAAAUGUUAAUGGAGUUCCAGGGCAUUUGUCCUGUUUUAUGUGCAAAUGAAAAUCUAAAAAAUAUUAGAAGGACACACACCACAGUCCUCAGGAGCCUCCCUACCACAUCUUGGAAGGUGACAAGCGAGGGGCCUGCCGAGACAAGGUUCCUUAGAUGUGCUGCAAAGGGCGGGUGGAUAGAGCUUGGGAUGACCAAGUUUCUCCUCGUCCUUCAGGGUGCUCUUAGCAGGGAGGAGAGUGAUUUACUCUCUGGAGCUAGGACUUCCACCAGCAUGCAUCACAUUUAAUUUGAUGGUCUGUACUAUCAGAAAUAACUAAUAUCUGUGUUCUUUCCUCUCGGAGAGCAAUCAAUUAUAGAUGUGCUAGAAUAUUUUGGCUUCAAAACAAAAGGAUUCAGAAGUUUAAUAAUGAUAAAAAAAAAAAGUCCCAGGCCUUCCAUCGGUGCCUUUUAUUAUGUUGAACAUUUUUGAUAGCAAGAUUAGACCAUAUAAAUAGUAGACGGUGAGAUUAAAAUCAUAAUGUCUAACAAACUUAAGAAAAAAUGUUUUAAUUUGCUGUGAGUUCAUUUUAUGGUGCCCAGUGCCUCAUCAAAAUGCUUCAUAAUUACAACAAGCAAAAACCCGGGUAGCUCUCCACAGACAGGCCUUAAGUGCCAAGCUCUAUCUGCCAAUUAAUGGAGAGUCCUAAGACAGCAAUGAUUUUUUUUAAAGAGCCUCCUUUAAUUGACAGUUUUCAACUACGGGUCUUAAUGUCCUCCUUAAUCGCACAGUAGAAGCAGCCCGCUGGCUCCGGCAUGCGGCCUCUCGACCAGGAACUUUCCAGGGUCUGGAAGCAGGUUGUUUACCACGGUCUGUUGGAGGGAAUCGUCUUUAAAAUAGCACAUUGCACACGGGGCCCAUGGUCUUUACUCAGAACUAGCAUCGCCAAAGAGGCCCCAAGUGUCAAACAACGGCAAGCUGUGUGCUCUCUCCACUGCUCCAUGAAGCAGGACUUGUGCUCCCCUCCUUCAGGCUGUGGUCAGGCCUGCCCACAACACUGUUUGCCUUGAGGACUAAUCCUAACAUCGCUGGGCCAUCAUUAUCACUUGGCAUUUAUACCGAAGUAAUCCAUUUCCCCCCCCCUCGGAAAAGGCUGGAAUUCCAUCCCCUCUCCCCCUCAACCCCCACCCCUAUUUGAAGUUUACUGCAUGGUGCAUGAAAGUCUCUCAACUUGGGUCACGCCCAUGACAUGACCAAGACGAACCAGUCAGCGUGGUAGGUGAGGAUGAUUGGCAGCUGGGUAGUCAGAGCCGCUGACUGGAGCUCUAUUUUUAAAGCCAUUUGUUAGGCCGUCAUAGCCAGAGCUUUAUUGCCCUGGGAAGGAUCCUUUUUUUCUUUUUAACUCACCCCACUCAGUCUCUCCAUCAUCUUACAUCGUGAGUCACACACACCAUCAUCAAUCACCACCCUGACCUUCAGAAAUUACCGCCUGCCUUCCACAGGAUUGGUGGGGAAUUCUCCCUCAGGCCCCAGCCACCUCGGCACGCGUGACGCACCCUUCUCUCAGGGGCAAAGAGCCCCCAGGACUUGUAGAAGGGCAGUGGGCAGCAUUGAGCCGGAGAGGUAGACAGUGACCACACUGACAGAAUGUGAUCGGUUGCUAGUGAUAGGAGGACGGGCUUGAAGGGUCAGAACUCCACGGAGUCUAUAAGAGAGCACUUGUCAGAGAGUUUAAAAGUCCAAUUCAGAUAUCUAGAUAGAAAAGACAUUCUAAGCCCUUGUACCAGCAAUCCUUUUUUUUCCCCCUCCCAAGAGUGCCAUCCCUCGUCAAGACCCAACGCCGGGAGUAAGUGACCGGUGCCUUUCACAACAGCAUCUAUGUGGAAAUGGAGUUGCCCCUGGUUUCCCAAGCCUGGCAGCACUCUAAACCGCCUGAACUGAAAGCCGCCGCGGCUUCACAGUGCUGACAUACUGCCUGCUUACCUACAUGUAACUCAGUCCUGGGAUGAGGACUUGCCAAGCCUGUAUAGAUGCUCGAUGACCAUUUUUGCAGUCCGACCUUGGGCAGGACCUAAGUCUAUGUAAACCGUGUGAUAUCCGUUUUGUUUGUAAAUGCGGAGAAAAGAAAACUCGGCUGUUUGCUCUUUGUUGUAAGAUUUCUCUUUUGUGCACUUCUGUUUGCAGACAGUAGGUCUGGCACACUCUGGAAGAGUGUUUCUUCAGCGUGACUCUGCUCGUACGCUCUCAUAGAGUGUGCAUGCUCUGUCACUAAAAAACUCAUAUGAAGAAUGGCAUGUGAACAUUUUGCUAAUAAAAUGCUACGUUUACAGA